AACUUUCACCAGCUCUAUUGUGUGGAUACCACUUUGCGAGAGGAAGAGGAAUAAUAUAUGUCUUCUGUGAUUAAGCAUAAAUCUGUCCUCUGCUCUUUAGCACUAUUGGAUGACAGUAGUCUAUUUUUAGAAGUAUUCUUCUUCUUUUUUUCAGGACAGAAGAAGAUCUACAACAUGGCAGUUGGUGUCGUCGAUUUUUUGAAGAACAAGAAUAUACUAGUGAUCGGUGGGACGGGCUUCUUAGGCAAAGUUUUCCUGGAGAAAAUUCUCCGAGUGCAGCCUGAUGUUGGACAGAUUUUUACUCUGGUCAGAGCGAAAGAUUUCCAAUCGGCCAAGUCCAAGAUCCAAAAAGAGAUAAUAUGCUCAGAGUUAUUCAGGCUUGUGCAAGAACUUUACAGAGGGGAGUAUGAGAAGUUCAUGGCUCAAAAGAUUGUUCCUGUUGUAGGAGACGUGUCAAUAGACGACGAUCUGGGGAUUGAAGCAGAACACAGAAAUGAAAUUUGUUCCAAGGUCGAUAUAGUUGUCAACCUUGCAGCCACCACAAAGUUCUAUGAGAGAUACGAUGUCUCCAUGGGCGUAAAUGGCGUGGGGGCUAUUAACACCAUAAAUUUCUGCAAAAAGUGCCCAAAUCUCCUGAUCCUGAUUCACGUCUCAACCGCGUAUGUAAAUGUGGGAAGAACGGGCAUAAUCGCCGAGGAAACUGUGAAAAUGGCAAUUGAUGGACUUACAAUGGGGCCAUCUGAAAUAAAAAGAGAAUGCGGUUUGAUAACAAAGACUCUGGAAGAGAUGAGAAGUACUGCUCAUGCGGAAGAUAGCUUGAAGCACAAGGCAGAGACCAAGCGAAUGAAAGAGCUUGGGGAAGAGAGAGCAAGAAACUUUGGGUGGCCAAAUGUUUACGUUUUCACAAAAGCCAUCGGAGAGAUGAUGGUGGAACAGAUGAGAGGUGAUAUGCCAGUUGUCAUUCUUCGCCCCACCAUUAUUGAAAGUACUUUAGCUGAACCAUUCCCAGGCUGGAUGGAAGGCAACAGGAUGCUAGAUCCCCUCUUUAUUGGAUAUGGGAAAGGACGAAUACAAACAUUUGUUGCAGAGAAUAACUUAAUAGUUGAUGUGAUCCCAGUGGAUAUGGUGGCAAAUUGCAUGAUCGCUUCGAUGUACAAACAUGCUAAACAAUCUGAUUUGUUUAUAUACCAAGUGGCGACUUCUGUAGAAAAUCCAUUAUUUUAUGAUGUUGGUGUAGAUGCUGCAUACAAAUAUUUUGUGUCACACCCAUGCACAACCAAGGAAGGCAAAAUGGUGGAAGUGAAAAUACCUUUCAUACUAAGAAGCAUGGAAAGCUUUCAGCAAUACAUGAAAUUGUAUUACAAGAUCCCAAUAGAGAUGCUUCAUUUUGCGAGCUUACUUCUUUGUGGCCUCCAAAAAGAGCGAUACAGGCAACUACUUCAUAAGUAUGAUACAGUUAUGAAGCUAGCAAUGCUAUACCAGCCUUUCAUUUUCUUCCAAGGAAAGUUUGACAACUCCAACACAAAUUUCUUAUGGAAGGGACUAUCAAAAGAAGACAAGCAAAUAUUCAAAUUUGAUGUCAAACGUAUAGACUGGACAAAUUAUUUCUACAAUAUUCAUAUUCCAGGAUUGCUUAAAUAUGUUUCGGAUUGACAGAUUAUUAGAUUAAAAUGAGAAACUUUGCCAAAAAUUCAAUAUGUUCAAGAGCUUUAGACCUUUUCUAAUUUAUUUUAUUUUUAUAUCUUCUUUUGCAUGGCUAUUCAAAACU
This is a messenger RNA of Cryptomeria japonica (Japanese cedar), 1768 nucleotides long. Its product is annotated as fatty acyl-CoA reductase 3. The record is from RefSeq and is a predicted model, not a curated record. Bases 58 to 1653 code for a protein of 531 amino acids. Gene Ontology annotation, molecular function: alcohol-forming very long-chain fatty acyl-CoA reductase (NADP+) activity. Gene Ontology annotation, biological process: long-chain fatty-acyl-CoA metabolic process; suberin biosynthetic process. Lineage: Eukaryota; Viridiplantae; Streptophyta; Pinopsida; Cupressales; Cupressaceae. Gene Ontology annotation, cellular component: intracellular membrane-bounded organelle. The transcript is spliced from 10 exons.